ACUGAAAAACCGUCCUUUUCCGUCCACCCAAUAAAAAGAGUUGCCACUUUCGUCUGGUUCAUUCCGUCACCAAGCAAAUAAUUUCCCGGCCCGCACACAAACAGAAAAAAGCAAGAGAGAGAAAAAAAGGGAGGGAAAACCCUAGAGAGAGAAAGACGGAGAAAUGGACGGCAGCAACUCUACGGAGGCGGAGCGGUGGCUGACCAUAGCGGAGAAGCUACUCGCGUCACGUGACUUUCACGGGACAAGGACUUUCGCAAUCCGAGCUCGAGAAUCGGCUCCUGUCCUCGCCGAUCAAAUCCUCGCCGUGACAGAUACUCUCUUAGCCGCACAAGCCAAUCCUCAUGACUGGUACGGGAUUCUUCAACUCAUUCCUUUAACUCAGUCCAUGGAAGUAGUGGCGAGUCAGUAUAGGAAACUCGCUAUUCUUUUGAAUCCUGCGGAGAAUACGCUUUCGUUUGCAGAUCAGGCGUUUCGAUUAGUUUCUGAAGCUUGGAAUGUGUUGUCUAAUCCUUCUAAGAAGCUUAUUUAUGAUAAUGAGUUGAGAUUUCUUCAGUUUGGUCCGGUGAGUCAGAUGAAUCAACUCGGCCAGUUCAAUCAGCAGCAUUACCAUCAUCAACCAGAGCUUCAACAGCAACAGCAACCGCAAACGCAGAUGCUGUUCAUGCAACCGCAACCUCCUCCACCGCCUAAAGAAACGCAAACGCUGUUUAUGCAAACGCCGCAGAAGGAAACGCAAACGCAAGUUACGCAGUCACUAUUUGUGAGAAGUCCUAGGAGUAAUAACAAAGAUGGAAACGCGGAAUUAGAAGGAGGAAGACAGCUGGGUUUAAGUAAUACUCUACCUGAGUCAACUCGGCCGGCUGAGUCAGCUUGGACGAGGCAGAUUUAUCAGUUAGGUUUAGCUGAGCCGAGUCAGGUUAAUCAGACAGGAUCAGUUGGUUCGAGCCAUAUUAGUUGGCCGGAGCCUAUACGGCCUAGCCAGAUUAAUCGGCCUGAGCCUAUUCGGGCGAGCCAGGUUAAUCAGCCAGGAACAUCUAGCUCUAGUCAGUUUAAUCUGACUCAGCCGACUCGGACGGGUCAGAUCAAUAACACAGCAUCUCCUUCUCCUCCUCCUAAUCCUUCUCCUCCUACUUCUACUACGGAGCGUAGUCGGGCAGAGCCAACUAGUGUGACUCAGAAAACCAAUUUAACUCGUCCUGAUGAAGCUACUGAGUCAGAGGGACCGGCAUUCUGGACGCCAACUAGUGUGACUCAGAAAACAAAUUCGACUCGUCCUAAUGAAGCUAUUGAGUCAGAGGGACCGGCUUUCUGGACACCAACUAGUGUGACUCAGAAAACAAAUUCGGCUCGUCCUAAUCAAGCUACUGAGUCGGAAGGACCGGCUUUCUGGACGGCAUGUCCGUACUGUUACGUUCUCUACGAGUAUCCAAAUGCGUACAAGGAUUGUACACUUAGGUGUCAGACUAAGAACUGCCGGAGAGCUUUCCAUGCUAUGGUGAUACCUUCGCCGCCAUUCAACGGAAAUGACACAUAUUUCUGCUGUUGGGGGUUUUAUCCCUUAGGAUUUUCCGGGAAUGGUAAGAAUAUGGGCCGUAAAUUUCCCAGUUGGUCACCAAUUUCCUCCGUGUUUACUUGCUCUAACAACAAGGAUGAAGGAAAACAAAAGAACCCCAAAAAAUCUGCUCCAAGAGUGUUUUAUGAUGAAAAUGAUGUAUAUGUUGAGAUUUCUGAUCCGAGUAUGGGUUCUGAGGAUAAUGAUGAAUGACCAGAAAAAUGAAAGAACGACAAAAAAAAAGGCGGAGAAUGCUGAGGGUAAAGGAUCUAUGGGGGAGAAAUGCAAUGAAACAUAGACUGAAGUAAGGGAGUAAUGAAUAAUGACCAAGUUUAAUAUUGGUCUUUCUGCUAAUUGUAGUAAAUAAUUGGCUAUUGAAAACUUGAUGGACAUUAGAGGCCAUGGAUGAGAAAUACUCCUAAAUUGCUUCAGGUUAUCAUGUUUACUGCUUUUCUGUUUGUUUCAGUCUUGUACUGUAAUUUGAAUUGCUAUAUUUUACUGGUUUAGGGGUUUCAAUUGUAGUCAAAGCUUCUUUGUUGUA
Molecule: messenger RNA, 2096 nt
Organism: Gossypium raimondii (Peruvian cotton)
Lineage: Eukaryota; Viridiplantae; Streptophyta; Magnoliopsida; Malvales; Malvaceae
Exons: 1
Coding region: 164-1768 (534 amino acids)
Source: RefSeq, a predicted model, not a curated record